UGACUUCUCCCCUGAUCCGUCUGGGCCUCAGCCCACCGGUACCCUUGCGGGCCUCCGCCUCCGGCAGUCCACUCCGACCUCCGCCGGUCCUAUCCCUGCCGUCCGUUCGGCAGACGGUGCCCUUGUCCUGUGGUGAAGACGGCCAUGGCCUCUGGGGAGGACGGGAAGGCGGCUGUCGUGCUCGCGCCGGAGGAUGGAGGCCGCCUCGCCUGGACGCGUGCUCGGCUGAGGGGUGACGCCCUUGUCAGCGGCGGAGAUGGCUAUGGCCGCAGCGGAGGACGAGGGGGAGGCACUGGUGACGACGAGGAAGGCGGGAGCACGGUUUCCCGGGCAGAUCCAUGGCAGCGGCGGCUUCUGGGCAGGAAGGGAGGUGAGGGAGAGAAGAAGGCAGAAAAUAGGAGCGGUGCCGCGACCGAGGCAGGAGCUCGUCGGAGCUGGGUGACGGCGGACGGGCGCAGGAGUGCGAGGGCGCUGGUCUCGCGCGCGAGGAGCGCCUCUCCUCGGGCGGAUCGGGAGGGAGCGAGGGAGGGAAACUCGAGAGCAAGCUCCCGCUUGGGCGGCUGCGCUGGUUGGUUCGGCGCACAAACGCCCACCUUGGCCGUCUCCGAUGGCUCAUCGCCGCCGCGGAUGUCAUGGACUCCGACCACGGGGAGCUCGCACGCCCUGCAGCGGCUGGAACUGGCUGAUGGUCGUCCCGCAUCCUCGACUUCAUCCUUUCCCGAGCCCUCCUCCAUCCAUGACCUCUGUAAUCUGCCAUAAAAGAUAGAUUGUAAACAAAGGUCUACUUUAGCAGUUGGGAUCAAGAUGGUACUCCAAUCUAUAAAUGAAACCAAACCAGGUGGACUUCAUGAUCAGCCAACAUGGCUGCACACUACCUAGCUAAGGAAGGUACUGUAAUAACUCUUGCUGCUUAGUUACCUCUGCUACUAGCUAGCCAAACUAUAACGGAUACAUGUAUAGGUAAUUAGCAUCUGCUGCUUCCCGUUAAAUAUCUCAAGAGAUUUGAACUUGCUUUUUCAUGCACAUUAUGUUUUCAUGUACAUGGAAAAGGAAUCAUCAAUUGUUAUUUCGGAGUUGAGAAAUCUUUUCUUGCUAUCAUGGCUGCAAGCUCAAUGUAAGCACCAAGCACUAGAUUGAAAUUUAUUUUCUUUUGUGAACAUGGAGCCUUGUGUUUAUGCGCUCAUAUAAGAUGUUCUUUGUCCGGUGCUUGGUUCUGCUAAAUUAGCAUCAUAGUGCUAUUACUUGCCAAGCCACCACUGGCUUUAAAAUUACAGUUUUAACUUAUGUUUUAGUAAUUUUACAAGCUUUAUAGUGGUGGCAGUAAAAGCUGAUUGUGAUUUGCUGACUGUCUGAAUCUUUACUUUUACAUACUUCAUUUGUAAUUUUAUUGUUUGACUAAUAGUACGUCUGUUGGAACAAGUGCAAAGGCAACAUCAUCUUCUAGCAGAAAUUUCCCCUGCAUUGACCGCUUCAGAGAUGCACUAGGUGGGUACAACAUCGACAGUUUUGAGAAGGCCAAGCCGUAUGUACCACUAUUAUGUUGUAUUAACGAAUCUAGCAUCGGUUUGGAUGAUAUAAGGAAAGUAAACAGAUAUGCUGAUGAGCUUAAUUAAUUCAAAAAAAAUUGUUCU
This is a messenger RNA of Triticum aestivum (bread wheat), 1631 nucleotides long. RefSeq lists its product as uncharacterized. The transcript has 2 exons. NCBI's taxonomy places the organism in Eukaryota, Viridiplantae, Streptophyta, Magnoliopsida, Poales, Poaceae. The coding region runs from base 145 to 759 and encodes 204 amino acids. The record is from RefSeq and is a predicted model, not a curated record.